Exaiptasia diaphana is the source of this 2013-nucleotide messenger RNA. RefSeq names its product cytoskeleton-associated protein 2-like. The record is from RefSeq and is a predicted model, not a curated record. Gene Ontology annotation, cellular component: centrosome; cytosol; mitotic spindle. Lineage: Eukaryota; Metazoa; Cnidaria; Anthozoa; Actiniaria; Aiptasiidae. The coding region runs from base 105 to 1985 and encodes 626 amino acids. The transcript has 11 exons.
UUUGCGUUUGGUUUCUCUACUUCACUUUUCCGCCAUAUUGGGGUUGAAACUUCAUGUAAAAGCGACAAGCAUGUUCGAAUUCUAUUGGCUGAGCUAAAAAUAGCAUGACCAAUCAGAAGAAAGACAGUUGUUUUGAGAAAAUUCGAAAAAUGGCGGAAAGAACAGUUUCGUCCAGGAUGUCUCUGAAAACACAAGAAUCAAUGCGCAGAAAGUUAGAAGAAUGGCGCAAAACAAAGGCGCAGAAACAGCUGAACUGUAAAACUCCUAUGAAGACAUCGAACCGUCAAGAAACGCACAUGAAACAACAGCCAAGCAUUAAAAAUAUAAGGAAAUCUAUGCCUUAUGGAUCAUCCUCCAUUCAUAGGGCAAAAGAAAACAAGKGUAAUCGGGAGCUGAAGAAAAAGUCUCUGAACGCUACAAGUACCACGAAAAGCAGUCUGACAGCUGGUCGGAAAUGGUUGAAAACACAAGAGGUUACUAAUGAAGAGCAAAACCCAAUCCCAUCUAAUCACUUGACAUUCAGUGAAAACCCACCAAAGAAUUUUUACACUGAAAGUGACAUUGGCCUCAACAAAUCCAGGCGAAGCACAYUCACCAAAGAAGAGUUGGUUUUCAAUGAAAAUCCACCAAGUAAUUUUGAAAUUGAGUCUGAACCAGAUGCAAAGAAAGCAAGACGUAGUACGUUYACUGUUGAUUCUCCCAAUCCUUUUAAAGAUGUUGAAGGAAGUAAACCAGAGAAAGCAGCAAAAAGUCAAAGUAAAUUUCAAUCAAAGUCAAUGAAACCAAAGCUACAAAACAAAACCAUGAAGGUGAAAGAAAUUCAUCCUAAAAGUAGGAGUGUCAAGAAAGACUUGCCCAGAAAGRUUCCCAUAAAACGCCCAGAAACUUCAAAACCACCUCAAAAAAGUAUGAAUACUUCAAUCAAGAAACCUGAAGAAAGAAAAUCAACUUUUGCUGCCAAACCAACAGGAAAGAAACCAACCCAAACAAUAAACUGUGCUGUUCCAACUAAACAGUCAAAUUUCCACAAGACAUGUGUAGUCAAGCCUCCAAAAGCAUACACACAUGAUAAGUCUUUAUCAAUGAGACAAAGACUUGAGAUGUGGAGAAARGAAAAAGGAAUAGUAACGCAAUUGCCAAAGACUCCAUUAAUGCAAAGAAAGCCCAGUGCAAGCAAAGAAAAGAACAAAAAUUGUACAAAAUCAGGAAUAAUAAAGAAAGAACAGAGUCAACCACUGCAAGUGAUUGAAAAUGAAAAUACUAAGAAGGAAACCACUUCUAACAUCAAGGAAAAGAUUCAAGAAUAUCUUGAAAGAUUGAAAUCAGAAGAUAAUAAUUUUGAUGAGAUGGCCUGCCAAUUGGAUGAAAUACCAAAGAACCACAAAGAGGCACUUCAGUUUGCAGAAUAUUGGGUUUGUAGGGCAGAGAUAGCUAAAAAAAGUGGUGACCACAGUAGGGUGUUGUGUUUAUAUCAACAAGCAGUUGCCUUUAAUGCUGAGCCUUCAAGUCUUAUUCAAGAGAAAAUGUCUACUUUKACCAUGGACACAAACACACUACAAGAAAAUAAUCAAGAAAAACUCAAACAAGAUUAUCAAGCAAUGACAGCAGGAAUUUCUAACGAUACGGAUUGCCAACAGCAGCUACACCAACCAAGUGAAGUUCCAACUCAUGUGACACCAAACAAAGCAACUUGUACUGCAGAAUUCAUUUCUCCAUCUUCAACCAUCAGAUAUAGUGUGACAAAGGCUACUCCAUACAGAAGCAGACGAAAGACAUGUGAAAGACCAACAGUGACACCUGUUCGUAGAUCCGUCAGACUUGAGAGGCGYAGCAUCCAUUAUCCUCCAAUGUUACAGGACCACAAUCUUAUAGUCAGRCAUUUGGAUGAUCUCCCUUGUGACAUCAAGGAUGACGUUUCAUUUAAACCUAACUUUACKGUGAAAUCUGAACUCAAUGAUGCUUGGAAAGAAAUAAUGGAAUGCUAGAUAYAUUUGUAGUUUAAAGAGUCCUGGA